AGCAAAGAGAGGUGGUUCUAGAGAGUAAUGGAGGAUUUGCAGAGUGUUCUUGUGGAUCGCAACUUAACAGUUUCCAGUGUCCCAGAAAAGGGUCGUUCCCUCUUUGUAACAAAGGAUUUUUACCCUGGGGAGGUAAUCAUAAGUCAAGAGCCUUAUGUUUGUGUUCCAAACAACAACUCAGUUCAGAAAAGGUGCGAAGGAUGUUUUACAACAACUAACCUUAAGAAAUGCUCACGGUGCCAAGUUGUGUGGUACUGUGGAACCUCUUGUCAGAAGUUAGAGUGGAAGUUUCAUCGUCUUGAAUGCGAGGUCCUCUCUAGGCUAGACAAUGACAAGAAAAAAUUUGUCACACCAUCCAUUCGAUUGAUGGUUAAACUUUAUCUUCGAAGGAAACUGCAAAAUGAGAAGAUCAUACCAAGCACUGUUAUGGACAACUACAACUUGGUGGAGGCUUUAGUGUCUCGUAUCCUUUUAAUAUUUAUCUUGUCUUCUAACUUUCAAUGUAAUGAAGUUAGAUUUUUUUUAUAUAUACUUUUUUUUUUCAUUUAUAACAUUUCCAUAGUCAUUGUUCUCUUUAACAUUCUCUUCCAUGAAGACAUGUCUGACAUCACCAAGGAGCAACUGCUGCUGUAUGCACAGAUGGCUAAUCUAGUAAACGUGAUACUACAGUGGCCUGAAAUCAAUAUAAAAGAGAUUGCAGAAAAUUUUUCUAAGUUUGCAUGCAAUGCACAUACCAUUUGUGACAGCGAGUUGAGACCAUUGGGAACAGGAUUGUAUCCCGUUAUUUCCAUUAUCAAUCACAGCUGCUUGCCCAAUUCUGUGUUGGUUUUUGAGGGAAGGUCAGCGUCAGUUCGAGCUGUGCAACAUGUUCCCAAAGGUAGUGAGGUACUAAUAAGUUACAUAGAGACUGCUGGAAGCACUAUGACUCGACAGAAAGCUCUCAAAGAGCAGUACCUAUUCAAUUGUACAUGUCCUCGCUGUUCUAAACUGGGCCAGUAUGAUGAUAUCCGAGAAAGUGCAAUUCUAGAAGGAUACAGAUGUAAAAAUGAAAAAUGUGAUGGUUUCUUGCUUCGUACUACUGAUGGAAAAGGAUUCCAAUGCCAACAAUGUGGUCUGGUUAGGGAAAAGGAAGAGAUAAAGAAAACUGCAACCGAGAUAAAUUCACUAUCAGAGGAAGAAGCUUCUAAGCUUUCAUCUGCCGGCUAUUAUCAAGAAGCUAUUUCCAUAUAUAAAAUGAUUGAGAAACUGCAAACAAAACUCUAUCAUCCUUUCUCCAUCAGCUUGAUGCGAACUCGAGAGAAGAUUUUGAAGUCAUUGAUGGAGCUGGAACAUUGGAGUGAGGCUUUAGCAUACUGCAAAUUGACCAUACCAGUCUAUCAAAGUGCAUAUCCAGCUAUUCACCCUCUACUCGGUUUGCAGUACUAUACAUGUGGAAAACUUGAAUGGUAUCUGGGAGAAACAGAGGAAGCCGUGAAAUCACUGACCAAGGCAGUGGAUAUACUAAGGAUUACUCAUGGGACAAACACACAUUUUGUGAAGGAACUUUUGAUGAAGUUGGAAGAAGCCCGCGCUGAAGCAUCUUACAAAUCUUCCUCUAAAGAGUAGGAUAGUAGGAUUCAACUGUGAUUCCCCAAUACUUCAUGUUAUUAGGUUUUAAUAGCAAAGUGUUAAGUGUAAUUUGCAUUUUUAAAGCAAUAAUUAAUGAACCUAUUCUUGCUGCUCCA
Arachis duranensis is the source of this 1724-nucleotide messenger RNA. Its product is annotated as histone-lysine N-methyltransferase ASHR1. Gene Ontology annotation, molecular function: protein binding. NCBI's taxonomy places the organism in Eukaryota, Viridiplantae, Streptophyta, Magnoliopsida, Fabales, Fabaceae. Bases 28 to 1605 code for a protein of 525 amino acids. The record is from RefSeq and is a predicted model, not a curated record. Gene Ontology annotation, cellular component: nucleus. The transcript is spliced from 13 exons.